UAAGAAAAAGGGUAUUUGCAGAGAAACAGUUCCAAGGGAGAGAGAGAAAGGGAGAGGGAUGGAGAGGCUGAGAAUUGGAUUUGCGUCGCCGUCAGUGGCCCUAGUAAUGGUGCUGACAUGUUUUGCCUUUGUAGCGAUGAUCCCACAAACGUCGUCGGUUCGCUACAUCGUUGGUGCAAACAUGGGAUGGACUAACAACGUUAAUUACACUAUAUGGGCUCAGGACAAACAUUUCUACACUGAAGACUGGUUAUUCUUUGUUUAUGACAGGAACCAAAUGAAUGUGUUAGAGGUGAACCAAACAGACUAUGAGAACUGCAACUCCGAUCAUCCUCUUCACAAUUGGACAACUGGAGCUGGAAGGGACGUGGUUCCACUUAAUGUGUCAAGGCCUUUCUAUUUCAUUAGCGGUAAAGGGUAUUGCUAUGGUGGUAUGAAGUUGGCCGUAACUGUUGAGAAAACACCACCGCCUCCGGCUGCUGCUCUGCCUGCAACAAAGAAUGGUGCUUCUUCUUCUUCUUCACAGUUCAUGUCCUUUGGUGGGCAGAUUGUGAUUCCUGCUGUUCUUGCCAUCGUCAUCAAUUAUGUGGCAGCCACAUGGGACUCAUUCAUUCGGCUUUGCUAGCUUGAAGAAGAUUUGAAUCAAUAUUUUUUCUCUUUUGAACUGGUUGUUUGACUAUCUAGCAUUGAUGAGCAUGUUCUUUGGGGAAGUGAACCCAUGUGCAUGUUGACAUGUUGUUGUUGUUGUUUUGAAUAUUUUACUUUUAUUAAUUAAUUAAUUUGUAGAAGAAAUGAG
Messenger RNA from Impatiens glandulifera, 796 nucleotides. Its product is annotated as lamin-like protein. The coding region runs from base 59 to 625 and encodes 188 amino acids. Gene Ontology annotation, molecular function: electron transfer activity. Gene Ontology annotation, cellular component: plasma membrane. The transcript is spliced from 2 exons. The record is from RefSeq and is a predicted model, not a curated record. NCBI's taxonomy places the organism in Eukaryota, Viridiplantae, Streptophyta, Magnoliopsida, Ericales, Balsaminaceae.